Molecule: messenger RNA, 2425 nt
Organism: Cercospora beticola
Lineage: Eukaryota; Fungi; Ascomycota; Dothideomycetes; Mycosphaerellales; Mycosphaerellaceae
Biological process (GO): proteolysis
Cellular component (GO): fungal-type vacuole
Molecular function (GO): serine-type carboxypeptidase activity
Source: RefSeq, a predicted model, not a curated record
CAUGCAAUGUCGUGCCGGCUAGGCAACACGAAUUGAUACUACUUGAGUUCUUCCUCACUUUCCCAUUAAUACCAAUCCUUCUAUCACAGUUAUGGCAUUGGCGACAUUGGCGUUGCUCGGCGGCUUGGCCGCUGCCCAGUUUCCGCCGAAGCCCGAAGGCGUCAAAACAUUACAAUCUAAACAUCAUCCAGGUGUCAAGCUCUCAUACAAAGAGCCAGGACUUUGCGAGACCACACCAGGCGUCAAGUCCUACGCAGGAUAUGUUCAUCUGCCGGUGGAAUCAUUGAAUGAAACUCAUGAACACAAUGGAUACCCCAUCAAUACUUUCUACUGGUUCUUCGAGUCAAGGAAAGAUCCUCACAAUGCCCCAUUGGCCAUCUGGCUGAAUGGAGGACCUGGCGGCUCCUCGUUGUUGGGAGCUCUUUCGGAGAACGGCCCUUGCUUCGUCAGCAACGACUCGAAGUCCACUUACCUCAAUCCGUGGUCUUGGAACAAUGAAGCAAAUUUGCUGUUCAUAGACCAGCCGAACCAAGUGGGAUACUCUUACGAUGUGCUCACGAAUGUGACAGUCAACCUUGGUGCAGAUGACCCAGAAAGAAACAGCCCAGUUCAACCCACAGACUUCUCCGAUGGCGUACCAGAGCAGAAUAACACAUUUCUGGUCGGGACCAUGAGCAGCCAAAAGGUCAGCUCCACAGCAAAUUCCACGCAGCAUGCCGCCACCGCGAUUUGGCACUUUGCUCAGACCUGGUUUGAAGAGUUUCCUCAGUACAAGCCCAAUGACGAGCGAAUCAGCUUGUUCACGGAAAGUUAUGGUGGGCACUACGGACCUGGUUUCAUGGACUACUUCGUCCGACAGAACAGCAAGAUCGACAAAGGCGAGAUCCCAGCAGAGGGUGCACAUUACCUCCACCUUUCUACACUCGGAAUCAUCAACGGCUGUAUUGAUGCUCCGGACAUGAUAGAGUCCGAGAUUAUCUUUGCUUACAACAACACCUAUCGCGUGGAGGCCAUUUCGGAAGAGGAAUACGAGAGUAGCCUGCACGAGUUUCGCAAACCAGGAGGAGUUCGGGACGAGAUUGAGAAGUGCCGUGAAGCUGAAUCCAAAACAGACCCUCAUGACCAUGGGGACGUGGCCAAGACAAACGAGAUCUGCUCCGCCGCUGCCCAUCGUGCCUCGAACAUUAGUGACGAGGUCUUCGUAAGAGCAGCUCGUGGCGCACGAUUUGACGUUACUCACGACGCGCUUGAUUCAUUCCCGCCGCCAUACAUGUUUGGCUGGCUCAACCAGCAUGAGGUGCAGAAGGCUUUCGGUGUGCCAGUAAACCACUCGUGGUUCUCGCCCGCAGUUGCGGAAGCAUUUGAGCGCACCGGGGAUCUGGUCAGAGGAGGGCAACUCAAGCAGAUCAAGAAUGUUCUCGACUACGGCGUCAAUGUCGCGCUCUUCCAUGGCGACAGAGAUUUUGCUUGCAAUUGGAUCGGCGGCGAGCAGUACUCGCUGAAUGUGCCGUGGUCGCAUCAGAAAGACUUCAGCAAGGCUGGAUACACCCCACUUGUGCUUUCUGAGCCAUACACACAAUCUGGUGGACUUGUUCGGCAAUAUGGGAACUUUUCCUUCACAAGAGUCUAUCAAGCCGGCCACAUGGUGCCCUCCUAUCAGCCAGAAGCUGCAUAUCGCAUCUUCAUGCGAGCCAUGACGCAUCGCGAUAUCGCAACUGGUACAAUCGAUCUGAACGACUACGCCAUCGAGCGCGGCAACCAAUACUCCACCACAGGGCCAAGCAACACGUGGUGGAUGAAGAACGACGUGUUACCACAGACGCCUCACCAGUGCUACGUCCUUGACCAAGCUUCACGCUGCACUGAAGAAGAGAAGAAAUGUAUCGAGGACGGCACAGCUAUCGUCAAGGACUGGAUACUUAUUGGACGAACAAGCGAUUCCAACGGAACGGCGACAGAUGACGAUAUUGCCAGCUCCCUCGCAGAACAGGUGCCCUUUAAGACGGACUUGUGAUCAAGGAGUAGUGCGAGUCUUUGGACAAAGCUACAUGGAGGUCAGCGUGAACGAGAGUGCAAACAUCCUAGAAUCGAGCAGGAAGGUUUGCACAGCUGCUGUCGAGAAGCCCGAACGACAAUUGAAUCCUUUUGAGGCGUCGCUGCCUAGGGCAUUUACCGGUCUCGAAGAAGUCCAGCCAGUAGAUGAAUGCAUCGCAGCUAGAUGAAGACCAUCUCAAGCUGCGGCUGAGGAGAAACCCUGAAGCUACACAAUCCUUCUCGAAGCUUGUUAUGCAUAAGCGCAUCUAGAUAAUCAAUUCUUCCUCCACAACUCUCACGGCCGGUACGGAUACGGCAGAGAUCUGCAUUUCACCCUCGCAAACCGACCCCAGUCCGCAAUAAUUUGCGUUUCGAAUGCUUCCACAAAGAC